AUGAAUGGCUUCAAAAGCAAGACUUAUGGCCUGAUUCUCAAUGGGAUGAUUGGUAAACCUGCCAGCGCUUUCAACUGGAAGUCGGAAGGGUACAAGGAGUUCCUACCAUCAGUCAUCAGGAAUGUGCAUGCUACUCUAGACGCUGCACACAAAAAUUCUGUGUAUCAUCUUUACAUUCGUCCUAGCAACAUUAUUGUGCCUACCACUGCAGACAAGAUGACAAAAGAUAUCAAGGUAUUGGUGAUUGAUUGGGGUGUUGCAAUCUCCGAUGACAAAAAGUUCCACUUUCAGGGCUGCGUUCCAUACGCUCAUGAUGAGCUUCUUGCAACAGUCAGAAUGGAAAAGAAAGCGAAGUCGGAGCAUGAUUGGGCUUCGCUAUUGUACACAUAUUACCACUUGGAUGAGGGCCAUCUACCGUGGCAUGUCUUGAUGGCGCACGGGAAGCGAGUUUGCGACACUGGUGUCAGGAAAAAUACUGUCUCAAACUGGUUGGAGCAGAAACGGUUGCAGAAAAGUGAGAAGGACGAAGACGUUUUUCAAGCGUUUUCACAGCUAUUAAGUACCCAAUAG
Cylindrotheca closterium is the source of this 570-nucleotide messenger RNA. Lineage: Eukaryota; Bacillariophyta; Bacillariophyceae; Bacillariales; Bacillariaceae. The record is from the annotation of a GenBank genome assembly.